This is a messenger RNA of Aspergillus saccharolyticus JOP 1030-1, 2487 nucleotides long. It is a transcript of the gene mrd1, whose product is annotated as RNA-binding ribosome biosynthesis protein MRD1. The coding region runs from base 1 to 2487 and encodes 828 amino acids. Gene Ontology annotation, cellular component: ribonucleoprotein complex; cytoplasm; nucleus. The record is from RefSeq and is a predicted model, not a curated record. Gene Ontology annotation, molecular function: mRNA binding. The transcript has 4 exons. Lineage: Eukaryota; Fungi; Ascomycota; Eurotiomycetes; Eurotiales; Aspergillaceae.
AUGGCAAGCACCAGAGUUUUUGUCUCUGGCCUUCCGCCAACUUUCUCUGAUGAUCAAUUGAGAAAGCACUUUGCUAGUCGCUUCCAAGUCACGGAUGCUCAUGUAUUGCCCAAGCGCAGGAUCGGCUUCGUGGGCUUCAAGAGCCCCGAGGCUGCCCAAGAGGCUGUGUCUUAUUUCAAUAAGACAUACGUGAAGAUGUCAAAGAUCUCAGUAGAUAUUGCCAAGCCGAUUGAUGCCGAACCUACCCCCAGAGCUCGCAAGGCUUUUAACCCCAAGGAAUCUGAUGAUGAUGCGGGAAGUUCGCUCAAGCGUAAGCGUGAUGGCGACAAGGCCGAAGAUCCAAAGCUGCAGGAAUACCUUUCUGUAAUGCAGCACUCAUCCAAGACUAAGACUUGGGCCAACGACGAUGCUAUCCCUAAAGUCCCGGAGUCAAACUCACCUGCAGAGAAGCCCGUCGAAGAGGAAGAAGAGGAACCACAAGAGCUUACUUACGCCCAGAGAAAGAAGGCCAAGCUUGGCGACGCCUCGGGCAACCCCAGAGAGUCGCAUGUUGCGGAGCAGCAGGUUGAAGCUGAACCUGAACCCAUGGUCGUUGAUCACAGUGGUGAGGGCGAUGCUGAGUCCCCUGCGGCUCAAGACGAUACUGCCGCCCCGGCUGAAGAACAGGGACCUGUCUCGGAUGCGGACUGGCUUCGCUCCAAGACGAGUCGUCUUCUCGGCCUCCUUGACGAGGACGAACAGGCUGAUUUUGGAACUUCCGCGCCAGAGAAGACUACCUCCCCUGAGGCAGAGACUGGGAUGGAAGUCGACACAGUACCUGCUCAGGACAUCUCACCCACCGAAGAAGCUCCCGCUGGUAAAAUGGCGAAAGAGCCGGAGGUCGAUACAAACAUUGAGAACAUUCGCAUCUCAGCACGUCUUUUCGUUCGCAAUCUGGCCUAUGACACGUCGGAUUCUGAUCUUCAACCGAUAUUCGCUCCUUUCGGCCAAAUUGAAGAGAUUCACGUUGCUGUUGAUACUCGGUCAAACACCAGCAAGGGCUUUGCUUAUAUUCAGUAUGCCAAUUCUGAUGCUGCCGUAGAGGCCUACAAGCAGCUGGAUGGCAAGCACUUUCAAGGACGUUUGAUGCAUAUUCUACCGGCUGCUGCCAAGAAGACAUACAAGAUUGACGAGAUUGAGUUGGCGAAGCUGCCGCUGAAGAAGCAAAAGCAGAUUAAGAGGAAAAUGGAAGCUUCAUCCUCGUCUUUCAGCUGGAACUCGCUCUACAUGAAUGCCGACGCUGUCAUGUCUUCAGUAGCUGAACGCCUUGGUGUUUCGAAAGCAGAUUUGCUGGACCCCACAUCGUCUGAUGCAGCAGUCAAGCAGGCGCACGCUGAGACGCACGUAAUCCAAGAGACGAAAGCCUACUUCUCAGCUAAUGGCGUCAACAUCGAAGCCUUUAAGCAACGGGAACGUGGAAACACGGCUAUCCUAGUGAAGAACUUCUCGUAUGGCGUCAAGACUGAGGACAUUAGAAGACUCUUUGAUCCGUACGGGCAGAUCACCAGGUUGCUGAUGCCACCCAGUGGUACCAUAGCAAUCGUUGAGUUUUCUCGCCCUGACGAGGCCCAGAAAGCCUUCAAAGGCUUGGCGUACCGCAAACUAGGGGAUUCGAUCCUCUUUUUAGAAAAAGCACCCAAGGAUCUAUUUGAUCCGAACGUCGUGCCGCAGAAACCAACCACUGAGAUCAAGGCUGUUUCGCAAGGAUUCUCCACGGCUGACACAUUUGCGGCAGAUGAGGCUGUUGAUGAUAAUCUGCCCACUACCACCUUAUUCGUAAAGAACCUCAACUUCGCUACCACCAAUCAGAGCUUCGUGGAUCUCUUCCGGCCACUUGAUGGAUUCAUUACUGCUAGGAUCAAGACCAAGCCUGAUCCAAAACGCCCCGGACAGACUCUCAGCAUGGGUUUUGGCUUUGUGGAGUUCCGCACCAAGGCCCAGGCCCAAGCUGCUCUGGCCGCGAUGAAUGGCUACAAGCUUGAUCAGCAUGCACUGGUGGUUCGGGUGUCUCACCGUGGAAUGGAUGCUGCGGAGGAGAGGAGGCGGGAAGAUACCGCGAAGAAGGUUGCCGCCAGACGCACGAAGAUCAUCAUCAAAAACUUGCCGUUUCAGGCUACCAAGAAGGACAUCCGGUCACUCUUUGGCGCCUAUGGCCAGCUUCGCUCCGUGCGAGUGCCUCAGAAGUUUGACAGGACGGCUCGUGGUUUCGGUUUUGCUGACUUUGUAAGCGCUCGUGAAGCGGAGAAUGCCAUGGACGCCCUUAAGAACACCCACUUGUUGGGCAGAAAGCUGGUGCUAGAAUUCGCCAACGAGGAGGCGAUCGAUGCUGAGGAAGAGAUUAAGCAGAUUGAGAAGAAGGUAGGAGAGCAGAUGGACAGGGUGAAGCUACAAAAACUUAGUGGUCCUGGGCGCAAGAAGUUCACUGUAGGGGCCCAGGACGAGGAGUAG